Molecule: messenger RNA, 5259 nt
Organism: Lytechinus variegatus (green sea urchin)
Lineage: Eukaryota; Metazoa; Echinodermata; Echinoidea; Temnopleuroida; Toxopneustidae
Exons: 30
Coding region: 1-5259 (1752 amino acids)
Biological process (GO): proteolysis
Cellular component (GO): membrane
Molecular function (GO): serine-type endopeptidase activity; protein binding
Source: RefSeq, a predicted model, not a curated record
AUGAAUUACCAGUUAGAAUCUGGCACGGUUAUCAGCUUGGCUUCACCCAACUACCCAGCGUAUUACCCUCCGAAUUCCAAUGUUAAUUGGACUUUCCAGUAUGCAGAAGGAGUAGAUGAUACCAACAUUGUAUAUGUCAUACGAUUUGGAAAUAUAGCACUCUAUUGGGGUGACUACCUUACAGUUGGAUCUGGUUCAGAUAUCCUCCGCAGAUAUGGCAACUCUUAUUUUGGGCAGCCACCAGACCUGACAAUACCGGCGGGUGAUAUCUAUAUUGCAUUUAGUUCUGAUGGGAGCAUUGAGAGAAGCGGGUUCAACUUGACACUCUUGGUUUUGUACGAUGAUCCAGAGCCAGUUUCAGGUCUCGUGUUUGUCGCAAACCCUGGCUUUGAGAAUAUUCAGGUAGCAGCUUUUGAUGAUUUUGAUGUGUUCUCUUUGAACUUCACCUCCUUUGCACAAUUGGAUGGAAGUUUUCCUAUAGCUGUUGACUUUGAUCCAUAUAUUGAGACUGUGUUCUGGACUGACCUUUAUAAUGGUAUCCUGCGAGGGAGCCUUGAUGGGUCAAAUCAGUAUACUCUAUAUUCCAAUACGUCUGAUCCAGAAGGUUUAGCACUUGAUUUGAUGCAUCAGACGGUGUAUUGGACGGAUAAAGGAUUAGAUGAAAUAAACUCUAUAUCUUACAAUGGCACAAUGAAACAAACCAUUAUUAACACAGAUUUGGAUGAACCUAGAGCGAUUAUCAUACAACAAGAAUUAAGAGUGAUGUUUUGGUCAGACUGGGGCAAUCGACCAAAGAUUGAGCGAGCUAAUUUAGAUGGAUCCAAUAGAACAAUCAUUGUGGAUUGUGACGGCACAUGUCGAUGGCCAAAUGGGAUUUCGUUCAAUGACAAUGGCACUUUACUAUAUUGGAUAGAUAACUAUUAUGAUAACGUUGAAGUUGUUGAUCUAUGGGGUGCAAACAGAAGAACCAUUCUUCAAUUGGAGAAUGUAGGACCUUUUGAUAUUGCUGUAUUCAAGUCCAACAUUCUUUGGACUGAUUUUGAUUCAGCACUAUCACAUGCUUGGACAUAUGCUAAUGGCAGUGGUGUUGUUAUGGACACUGCACCGGACGUGUUCUCCUCUCCAACAGGAAUUCAUGUUUAUAUAGGAAAUAUCAGUGGCUUCACUUUACCAACACCACAACUGCCAACACAACCACCCCCAGCAGAGUCAACAACAGGUCUUCCUAGUACAACUCCUAUGGAUACAUCAAUCUACCUCGAUGUCGGAGAAUCCCACGAGAUCCGGUCCCCAGGUUAUCCUGACUUCUACCCAAACAAUGCAAUGACUACCUGGUACAUCACAACACCUUCAGACUACACCUUGGAAAUCAUAUUCCAUGAUUUCAAUCUGGAACCAAAAUUUGACGGUCUAAGCAUAGGGAAAGGUCAUACACCAGGGAGUAUGCUGUGGAAGCGUCUUUCUGGAUUAGAAUUAUCUUCCCCUCCUAUCAGAUUCAGUGGUUCUGAGUUUUGGAUGGUGUUCACCAGUGACAUAUCAGAUACAUAUCAGGGAUUUCUACUAGAGCUAGUAGUGGUUUCUGAGUCUACAGAGUGUGGCAGUGGCUCUUUCAGAUGUAACAACAAGAAUUGCCUGUUGAAUGCUACGUAUACGGUGACCUGUGAUGGCCGAGAUGACUGUGGAGACUUUUCUGAUGAGGAAUAUUGUCCGUCAUGUGUUCCUAUUCCAAGUUCUGUGUGUGGACAAUUGCCAUACAACUUGACGUACUUUCCAAACCGCCUGUUUGAGACCUCUGAAGAUGCAGUUGCUUAUUACGAUUUUCUAUUCCAGGUAAACAGUAUUGGAACUUGUCAUCCAAGGAUGUCGGACUUUGCUUGUAAUAUCAUGUUCCCGGAGUGUACUCAUCAUGGCCCAACCAUCCGACCAUGCUACAAAGAUUGUGUGAAUGUGACACUGCAUUGUAAAGACAUGUAUGAAUCUUUCGGCGAACCCUGGCCUGUGGAUUGUGAAGACUUCUCAGAUGCAGAGCGAAUCCCUACUGGAUACUGCCGUGGAACAUCAACAGAUCUGUUUCAAACUGAUAUCUGUGGUACAAGACCAGGAUUUGGAAAGGAGCAGGAGUUUGCAGAGAUAGUAGGUGGGGUCAAUGCAUUCUCUGGCGAAAUUCCAUGGAUAGUCUAUUUGGAAAGUGACGAUAAUUUAUUCUGUGGAGGUACUUUGAUUACCUCUAAAUGGGUAGUGACUGCAUCCCACUGUGUUGAUGAUGGUAAAAGAGUAGAUGCUGUUGUCCUUGGAGCUCUUAACAGCGAAAGCCCUUCUGAGUAUCAGCAAAGAAUUGAACCCAGUGGAAUAUUUCUUCAUCCUGACUACAAUUUUGGUAUCGAGUUCAAUGCGGACAUAGCACUCAUCGAGCUAUCCACACCUGUCAAUUUCACCGAUUACAUCAGACCUGCAUGUCUUGCAAAUUCAUCCAAAGAAAGCUCCCUCUACAGCCCUUGCUUGAUUGCUGGAUGGGGGAAUGACGGAAAUGGUAAUUAUCCAGAACACUUGCAGAAGGCAGUUGUCACUUUGUUUGAAGUUGACGAAUGUAGGAGUUUUUACGGAAAUUACUCUGUUAAUGAGAACAUGCUAUGUGCAGGAUAUGAAAGAGGAGAGAUAGAUUCCUGUGAUGGUGACAGUGGCGGCCCGUUGGUGUGUGAAGGCGGAGACGGCAGAUGGCAUUUGGUUGGUGUAACCAGCUUUGGAAGGGGAUGUGCAAGACAAGGUUUUCCAGGCGUUUAUGCAAGGGUCUCUAAGCUAUUGCCUUUCAUCCUCAGCAUUGUGGAAAGUAAUACAGAUACUGCUCCCUCAUCAACAGAUUUCUAUCACGAAGUAAGCGAAGGAGCUAGCAUCCAAAUCAUGUCGCCAAACUUCCCUGGUUACUACCCACCAAACGUUCAAUAUCGCUGGUUCUUCACCAAGGACAAUGAAGACCUGCCUUUUUACAUCACCAUCUUGGAAUUGUCCUUAAAUUACUAUGACUAUCUUGUGGCAACAGCAAAUAACCCAGAAACGAACACCACAUCCAACAUUUUCUACAGAGGAUACUACUCAUAUGAUUAUGAGAACACAUUCCUGGUUAAUGAUUCAGAACUGAUUGUUCUCUUCUCAUCGGAUGAAUACUAUAGUGAUACAGGAUUCAGACUUGAAGUAUCCUUGCUGAACACAUCAGGUUAUUUCUUCUGCGAUGGGAGUGCGUGGCACAACCGUUCAGUGCAAUGCGACUUAAAUUUCGACUGUGAUGAUGGGACUGAUGAAAAUGGAUGUGAUAUUGAAUUAGCAGUUGGUGAAUCAGUGAAUAUAACAUCAGACUAUCAUUCAAAAGGUGGCUAUGUGCUAUGGAAGUUCAGUACGUCAAACCGGGCUUUUCUGAUCGAACCAUCAUAUCAUUAUCUAAAUUAUGGCUCGUACCUCACCUUUGGUUAUGGACAUGACCCAAACAUCAAUGGCACCAGGAUGUUGACUAUAUACUCCUAUGAUGACACCUAUUAUACCAUCUUUCCAGAGUCAGCUCAGUUCCACUUGAUGAACAAUUCGCAAAUGUUUAUUGAAUAUAAGUACUCGUAUUACAGUUACGAUUACUUCAGUUUCCAAAUCACUUCUGUAGAUGGUGGAGACUUUGAAUACUGUGACAUUGAACCAAGUACUGAAGCUGUCAAAACAGAAUCCCUGUGCAAUGGAAUAAUAGAGUGCAAGAAUGGCAACGAUGAAUAUAUGUGUGAUCCAUUUGAAGUAUCCCAAGGAGAUGUCUUGACUCUUCAGUCAUACGGAAGUAUAUAUUACUCCGGAUAUCAGGCAACAUUUGUAACUUGGUCCCUCAUUGCCCCUGAUGAUACCUAUCUCGUGCUCCAUUUCACAAUCCUUGCCAUCGCUCAAAAUGAUACGUUGUGUGUAGGACAAGGAAAUGAUGCUCUAAAUGAUUCAUCCAUCAUUAGCUGCAUUUCAGUAUUCAAUAGUCUGGGCUAUUGGUAUUACUGGGAAGAUGAACCUAACGAUGUCUACGCCAGCGUUGUGACUGGUCCCACCUCAAGCAGUCUUUGGGUAUGGUUUAACUCAACAUCUGAUUAUGAACGAAGUGCAUUCCAAAUCCUUGCUUCAGCUGUAUCAGAAGUAGAUGACUACAUACCGUGCGGUGAUAGCACUCACUUGUUCUACCAUGUGAACCAAUCAUGUGAUGGAGCAGCUGUCUGUCCGGAACGUGAAGAUGAAACUGGUUGUCCUCCACGGCAGAUAAACUUCUCUGCUGAUUCCGAAAACAGUCCUGUUACAGUUGGUAUUAUGUUAUACUCUGAGAUCAGACCAAACCUUCAUAUCAUAUGGACAGUUCAUGCAGAAUCUGGAGUGCUGGCUUUUAUCCUCAGGGAUUAUAACGUGAAUGAUUACACUGGAGAAGAUGUACUUCAAAUAGGAGAAGGCCUGCUAUCUGGAGGAAGAGUUCUCUUCAAUGCAACAGAUAACUACAACUAUUAUUACAAAUAUUACAGAUAUGUUGAGACAACAACAACUGAUGGCUGGAUUGUCUUCAAAACAGGGUCUCUUAUUGGAUCUUACUUCUCACUGAUCAUCCGAAAUGGGAAUAUCACUGGUGAUUUCUGUGACUUUGAACUUGGUACUUUCUGUUCCUGGAAACCAACAAAUGAUUCAACAAGUUAUUACAGAGGACCCUGGGCUGUUACCUCAGGCAACGAAUCUUACUCUCAGUAUCAGGAACUUGACCAUACUCAUAAUUCGACAGAUGGCCUCUACUUAUUGAUGUCGCCCUCCUAUUACUACUACGAAGACUACACUUUGGAAAUGGAAGUAUUGAGGUCUGAUCCCCUUGCUGAUCAAUGUCUAUCAUUUUGGUACAUCAUUACCGGGAGACUUCAUCUCAGAAUCUCUUACAAAACUAAUGGAUCAGAGGCUGAUUAUUUCUUGCUUUGGAUGAACCAAGGUCCGGAAGAACACGAUUGGGCAUAUGCUGAAGUCAACCUGUUUGGCCUCCCAUCUGGAACUGCUAUUCUUGAAGGGAUCUCUGAUGACUAUUAUGACUACUAUAGCUACAAAUUCAUUGCUAUAGAUGAUAUAGGAAUUGUGUCUUGUAGCACUGGAGUUAUCCGUUGCUCCGAGUUGAGAGAUUGUGAAACUGAGGAGAUCCUUGAUGAGCUCUCUGACCAGGGUGUCACGGAAGUCUUCCGUGUUUCUUCCUUUAAUAACGGAGACAUUCUUGGGCCCAACUGA